Messenger RNA from Rhododendron vialii, 2790 nucleotides. RefSeq names its product subtilisin-like protease SBT1.5. Gene Ontology annotation, molecular function: serine-type endopeptidase activity. The record is from RefSeq and is a predicted model, not a curated record. The transcript has 2 exons. Gene Ontology annotation, biological process: proteolysis. The coding region runs from base 160 to 2523 and encodes 787 amino acids. NCBI's taxonomy places the organism in Eukaryota, Viridiplantae, Streptophyta, Magnoliopsida, Ericales, Ericaceae.
ACUCUCUUCACUCAUUGCAACUGUACCCCCUACCCUCCAUCAGCCGCACACGCACACGAACCCCACCUUCCUCCUCCUCUUCUCUCUCUCUCUCUCCAAAACUCCAUAUAUACACUGAUACACAAGCACCACCAGACCAAGACCAACCCAGCCACCUCAAUGUCGAUCUCUCCAGCCACCCUCUCCCACCUCCCUCUCCUCUCCCUCUUCCUCCUCCUCCUCCUCCUCCUCCUCCUCCCCACCUCCUCUCUCUCCAAAACCUUCUUAGUCCGCGUCCACCACGACUCCAAGCCCUCCAUCUUCCCAACCCACAAGCACUGGUACGAAUCUACACUCACCUCCCUCUCCCCCACCACCACCACCACCACUGACCAAACCCCCAGUCGCAUUAUCCACACUUACGACACCAUUUUCCACGGAUUCUCCGCAAAGCUCUCGCCUUUACAAGCCAAAAACCUCGAAUCCCUCUCCGGCAUAGUCGCCGUCAUUCCCGAACAAAUUCGAAAACUUGAAACCACUAGAUCCCCUGAAUUUCUCGGGUUAAAAACCAGGGACAGUGCCGGGUUGUUGAAGGAGUCGGAUUUCGGGUCGGAUUUUGUGAUCGGGGUUAUAGACACUGGGAUCUGGCCGGAGAGGCAAAGCUUUAAUGACAGGGAUCUUUUGCCGGUGCCGAGUAAGUGGAAAGGUGAGUGUGUUUCCGGUAAGGAUUUUCCGACGACGUCGUGUAAUCGGAAGCUGAUUGGAGCGAGGUAUUUUAGUGACGGGUAUGAGGCGACGAAUGGGAAGAUGAACGAAACCACGGAGUAUCGGUCGCCGAGGGAUUCUGACGGGCAUGGCACCCACACGGCAUCCAUCGCCGCCGGGAGGUACGUGUUCCCGGCGUCUACGCUAGGUUACGCGCGCGGAGUGGCGGCGGGGAUGGCUCCGAAAGCCCGUCUCGCCGCCUACAAGGUCUGCUGGAACGCCGGGUGCUACGACUCCGACAUCCUCGCUGCCUUCGACGCCGCUGUCAGAGACGGUGUCGAUGUCGUUUCCCUGUCUGUCGGUGGCGUCGUGGUCCCUUACUACCUCGACGCCAUCGCGAUAGGCGCGUUCGGAGCCUCCGAUGCUGGCGUCUUCGUCUCCGCCUCAGCCGGCAAUGGUGGCCCUGGCGGCCUCACCGUUACAAACGUGGCCCCCUGGGUCACCACGGUAGGCGCUGGUACGCUGGAUAGGGAUUUCCCCGCCAAUGUUAAACUCGGUAACGGGAAAAUUAUCCCAGGCGUGAGUGUCUACGGUGGGCCAGGGUUAGCUCCUGGACGUCUCUACCCGCUAAUUUACGCCGGGAAUGAAGGUUCCGACGGCUACUCCUCAUCGCUAUGCUUAGAAGGUUCUUUAGACCCCAAUUUCGUGAAAAACAAAAUCGUGUUAUGCGAUCGUGGAAUCAACUCGAGAGCGGCUAAAGGCGAAGUAGUUCAAAAAGCGGGUGGAAUCGGAAUGAUUUUAGCUAACGGAGUUUUUGACGGCGAGGGGUUGGUCGCUGACUGCCACGUCAUCCCAGCGACCGCCGUCGGUGCGUCAUCCGGUGACGAGAUAAGGAAAUACAUAACCUCUGCUUCGAAAUCAAAGUCACCACCUACUGCCACUAUAGAAUUUCAAGGGACCCGACUCCAUGUCCGACCCGCCCCUGUUGUUGCCUCGUUUUCGGCCCGUGGUCCUAACCCGGAGACACCCGAGAUACUGAAACCCGACAUUAUUGCUCCUGGAUUGAACAUACUCGCCGCUUGGCCGGAUCGAGUUGGGCCAUCCGGUCUCCCAUCGGAUAAACGGCAAACAGAAUUUAACAUACUUUCUGGUACUUCUAUGGCAUGUCCUCAUGUUUCGGGUCUGGCUGCAUUGUUGAAGGCAGCUCAUCCUGAGUGGAGUCCAGCUGCAAUUAGGUCGGCGUUAAUGACGACUGCAUACACGGUGGACAAUCGGGGAGGAACGAUAGGAGAUGAAUCGACCGGGAAUUCUUCCACGGUCAUGGAUUUCGGAGCGGGCCAUGUCCACCCGCAGAAGGCUAUGGAUCCGGGUCUAGUCUACGACAUGAAUUCCUACGAUUACGUGGAUUUUCUAUGUAAUUCGAAUUACACGACAAAAAACAUACAAGCGAUCACAAGGAAGAAUGCGGAUUGCAGAGGGGCGAAAAAGGCAGGGCAUAUCGGGAACUUGAAUUACCCGUCGCUGACUGCUGUGUUUCAGCAAUAUGGGAGGAGGAAGAUGUCCACGCAUUUCAUAAGGACAGCGACGAACGUUGGCGACGCGAAUGCAGUGUAUCAAGUGGCGGUGAAGCCGCCGAGCGGGACCCUGGUGACGGUAGAGCCGGAGAAGUUGGUGUUCAGGAGGGUGGGGCAGCGGCUGAGUUUUCUGGUGAGGGUGGAGGCUGUGAAGGUCAAGUUGUCCCCCGGGAGUUCUAGCACCAAAAGUGGCUCCAUAAUCUGGUCUGAUGGUAAACAUGUUGUCACUAGUCCUUUAGUCAUCACAAUGCAAACACCUCUGUAAUUUUGAACUUCAGGUCUUCUGGGUUUUGCUUUUGGUUUUUGGUUUUGCCAAUUUCUCUUUAUUUUUGCCUCUUUCUAGAUAUAUAUAGUAUAUAGGUAGAGUGAGUGGGUGUUAUAGUAAGAGUGUUUUCCAUUUCAGAAAGCAGGGUGGGGAAGGGUUCUUUGUUGUAAGUUGAAAAAUCAAGCAUGUCUCUGUAGAAAAAAAUGUUGUGUGUUGAGAGAGAAGGGGCCAAGGAGUGUGAAAUAAGAUAUGUUAUCCUUUUGUUUC